ACUAACCUAUCCUGAUGAGACAUACAGUACUGACGAUCAAGUUUUGAUUUUCGCCUAUUCACGCCGUUUGAGCGUAUAAACAAUUUUUGCCUGUAAUAGUAUUACAAUACUUACAACUACGAUUGACUAAAAAAAAAUGAGUUCCAUAGGCACAGGGUAUGAUUUGUCUGCUUCUCAAUUUUCACCUGACGGACGUGUGUUUCAAGUGGAAUAUGCACAAAAAGCCGUCGAAAAUGGAGGAACAGUUAUAGGAUUAAGAGGAAAAGAUGGCAUUGUAUUUGCUGUGGAAAAGAUAGUUACUUCCAAGCUUUAUGAGGCUGGCACGAAUAAAAGAAUAUUCAAUAUAGACAAACAUCUUGGUAUGGCAGUUUCUGGUUUGAUAUCCGAUGCCAGACAGAUCGUAGAGAUCGCUAGAUCCGAAGCGUCCAGCUACAAAUCCCAAUAUGGAAUUGGUAUUCCUCUGAAAUACUUAAAUGAAAGAGUUUCUAUGUACAUGCAUGCGUAUACUUUGUAUUCGGCAGUCAGGCCAUAUGGCUGUUCUGUAAUACUUGGUGCGUAUGAACACGAUGGUCCGGCUAUGUAUAUGAUAGAUCCUUCUGGAGUUUCAUAUGGGUACUAUGGUUGUGCUGUUGGCAAGGCAAAACAAUCUGCAAAGACGGAAAUUGAAAAAUUGAAGCUAUCUGAAAUGACUUGCAAUGAAUUAGUAAAAGAAGCAGCACGUAUAAUUUAUCUUGUUCACGAUGAAUUAAAAGACAAGCAGUUCGAACUUGAAAUGAGCUGGGUUGGUAAACAUACGAAUGGAAGGCACGAGCGCAUACCGGCGGACGUAAAAGCUGACGCUGAGGCAAAAGCGAAACAAGCAAUGGCAGAAGAUUCAGACAGUGACACAGAAGACAUGUAAAUUGACUCGAUAGUCUUAAAGAUACUUUUUAUAUUGUAAGUUAUAAUUUAAAUACCUACAAAUUACUGCAACAAAUUUAUUGUCACCUUGAUAUAGACAAAUAAAGAAUACUGUCUGUUGUUUAUAAAA
Messenger RNA from Bombus pascuorum, 1030 nucleotides. It is a transcript of the gene Prosalpha7, whose product is annotated as proteasome subunit alpha type-3. Lineage: Eukaryota; Metazoa; Arthropoda; Insecta; Hymenoptera; Apidae. Gene Ontology annotation, cellular component: synapse; nucleus; proteasome core complex. Bases 137 to 901 code for a protein of 254 amino acids. Gene Ontology annotation, biological process: ubiquitin-dependent protein catabolic process. The transcript is spliced from 4 exons. The record is from RefSeq and is a predicted model, not a curated record.